Rhizopus microsporus ATCC 52813 is the source of this 3103-nucleotide messenger RNA. Its product is annotated as ARM repeat-containing protein. Lineage: Eukaryota; Fungi; Mucoromycota; Mucoromycetes; Mucorales; Rhizopodaceae. The record is from RefSeq and is a predicted model, not a curated record. Gene Ontology annotation, biological process: iron-sulfur cluster assembly. Gene Ontology annotation, cellular component: cytosolic [4Fe-4S] assembly targeting complex. The transcript has 15 exons. Bases 280 to 2988 code for a protein of 902 amino acids.
AUUGUUCAAAGAAUACGACUGGCAUUCAAGACAUUACGAACUAUUUAGAAUCAUAUUGGAAGGCAGGAGACGCCGUGUGUAGAAAGAAAUGUACGUCUUUUUUUGUUAAGGAAAAGGGAGAGAACAAUUCACUUAUUUUUGACAGGUGUGGAAUUACUGGCUGCAAUAGUUACACCAAGUCAAUCCUCGUUAAAUUCGUCUGCAGUGAACGCCAUAACCCAAUUCAUCUGUCGAGAAAAAUAUAAAGAACCCGGCCUUAUGUCGUGUUGGAUAAAUAUCAUGUCGACCUUAGUGCAUACAGAAGUCAUUGAUCUUACCAAUGUAAUACAACUAUGCAACGUUUUAUUUAAUGAAAUCGCUAUUACAAAAUUAUCCCAGCAAACUCGAUACAAGAUAUUACUUGCACUAGGAAAAAUAAUUGAUACAUAUUCAUCAGAACUACAAAGAUCCAAGAUCAAUUUCAUUGAAGGCUUUAUUCACUGUAUGGAUGGUGAAAAAGACCCACGAAACCUAAUAGUCGCAUUUGCACUUGUUCGUGCCAUCAUUGAAAGAUUUGACAUAUCACGACAUAUCGAGGAUCUGUUUGAUGUCGUCUUUUGUUAUUUUCCUAUUCACUUUGCAGCACCCAAUGACAGUACGCUUGAGAUAACCACCGAAGAUUUAAAACUGAGCCUUCGUCAGUGUUUAUCCGCCACACCUUAUUUCGCGUACUAUGCAACACCUCUGCUUAUAGAGAAGCUGUUGUCGACAACAGGUAGCGCAAAACGAGAUACGAUGGAAACGAUUAGUCUAUGUGCACCAGCCUAUGGUGCUCAUGCCAUCUUACCACACGUACAUGAUCUAUUUGACGCUUUAACAAAAGAGGUCUAUAUGGGUACGGAUGCAGCCAUGGUUCAUGUUGCUCUCGACACAAUCCAUAACGUGGUAUCGACCCUGGGAACAGGCAUUAGUAUUGCCAACAUUCGUGAUCCAGUCGAAAAAUCUAUUGACACUUUACUCGCUCAGUGCAUCGAAAGACUAAAGGAGCCAGAACUCAAGAACGCACGAUCAUCUGCAUUCAUUCUGAGAGCAGUUGCCUCAGCCUCUGAUCCUGCCUGCACCUCCGUCACUCACGCCGUCCUGCCGAUUAUUUACCAAGAGUACAAGCCAACUGACCCGCCUCAACGACGAAAGGCAGUACUGAAUAUUUUGACCGAACUGCUGAUAGCAAGUAAGAAGCUUUAUGGGUCUGUAGAAGACGUUGGUUACGAUCGAGAUUUCCAAACGCCACUGUUGAUGUACAAGCAACAGAUCCUGCAAGUCUUUGUGUUAUCCUUGAUUGAUCCUGAUACAAUACUACAGCAGGCGAGCCUCAAGGGAAUACACGAGAUGGUAUUGAUGAAACAGUUUUUGAAUAAAGAGGAGAUGAACAUCACGGUCAGCCAUUUAACCCGCCAGCUUGGCAAUGAAGAUGGACAUAUCCGCAACCUUUGCAUGACAACGCUCAGGAUUAUCUCAAAGCUUCUUCCAGAAUCGAUUGCUGAGCAUACAGUUCCAGCCGUCCUGUGUGAACUUGCUGAUCAAACGCAUGGACUGGGGAACUAUCAGGGUGCUCUAGCGGCUAUACAGACUCUAGGGGUGCAUCCGGCGCUUUUCAAAAUAAUCAUAUGUCCAUUAUUGGAAAAGUUAAAUUAUGCAUGCAGUCAUAUAGGCCAAGACAAUUCAGUGUACUGCCAUGAAUUGGCCGCAUGUAUAUUAGCCAUCUAUCAGGCAACCAAGAAAGAGUGUGUGGAUAUUGGUCAUAGGAAGAUAUUGCCAUUUGUGUUGAAUGGUUGUAUAUCCAGUAUGAUCCAAUCCAAGUGGUAUUUGGAUGAUCAUCUAAUUGAAACCUAUGCUAUAAUGCUGGCAAUCACUACUCGAUUGUUACAAAUAAGUGACCAGAAGGAACUGAUAGACAACAUUUGGAAGGUGUUUGUUUAUGGUCAAUAUGAAAAUCAAGUAUACGAACAGAUAAAGAUAACAAGUAAAACGAGUCAUCUAGCUGCACAGCUAUUUACUGCUAUUGUUGGCAACUGUCAUAAAAAUGUACAACUACCCGUAGGCGAUAUAACUGAAUUUUUAAAUACACUUUUGGAAGCUGCUCUAGACUCUGAUUUUGCAUUGUCCACUACGCUAUCCAAAACAGUAGCGGUUAUUGUAAACAAAUGGAUGAAUGAACAAAUGCUAAACUAUAUCUAUCAAGCGACUCAACAACGUCUUUCACCCUUAUUACAUGAAAUAGAUUUAAAUAAAAAGAAGACAGGCUUCAAUAUAUUCAUCUGGUUAAUUAAAGCACUAGUGAUGCGAGGGCAUCCAUAUGGGUUUGAACUGUUGGAUAGUGUUGUUAUUCAGCAAUGCGGUUCAAUCGACAUGGGUAAAGAUGCUGCUGCUUGCUUCACCAUACUGUUACAUGAUGAUGAUUUUAUAUUAUGCAAAUCGGCACAUGCCAAUAUAUCAAUACUAUAUAAGCAGAGAGUAUUCAAUCAUUGUUCAAAUACGUUUAUCCGCAAGUCUGAAUCUGCUGAUCCUCAGUGGCCAGAAUUUCAAACCAACUAUUUACUGGCUCUUUUAUAUAUGCUGCAGAAAGUACCAUCACAAGCAAUCAUUAAUGAAUUGCCCAAGCUUAUGAUGCCGAUCAUCUUGUCACUUUCAUCUCAUGACGUAAACCUUAUUGUUCUAACGCUAAAAGUAACACAAGAUAUGAUACCAAACGCUCAAGCAACCAUUGUACAACAUCUCGGUUCAUUCAUUCAUGCGUUGCUCAGACUGACACGCUUUCCUGAUGUUCAAGUCAGACUGUUGGCACUGGAUAUACUUUUUCGUCUAGCUCAAAAAGGCAAGUCAGACAUAUUAUCUCCGUUUAGACCAUCGGUUGUCAAGGAACUGACAUCCGCUUUGGAUGAUAAGAAACGAAUUGUGCGUAAACACGCAGUAGACUGUAGAGAAAAAUGGUUUGCUAUCAAGAAAUAAGACACCCCCUUAAGAAAAAAAAAUAGUUUUUCCGUUCCUUUUGGCCAACCUCGGCUGUUGAGCUUUUUGUUUAUAUGUAGUCAAUUUUCAAAGGAUACUGUUUAUGUUGAUCCCC